AUGUCAGGUACAUAUACUUCUGACGAUGACCAUAUUAAUCGGCAGAAUGAAAAUAAUGAUCCGUCUAGUUCUGUUUCUAAAGAAUCUUCUGAAGAAUUAUAUUAUAUUACUAGAUUGAAAAAAAAAUCAGAAGUUAGAAAUAUCAUUUCAACAUCUGUCUUUGGAACCGGAAGUAUUGCAACACUUUUGGGAAGUUUAUGGUCUCUUAAAGAUCUUUUUAUGAAAGACAGAACGCCAAAUGAAUUGUAUGAUGGAAAAGAAUCAAGUACUGGAAAUGAAGAGUAUAAAAUUGAAGAGAGUAUAAAAGAAAAGUUAAAAAAGGAUAUGGAAAAGAACAUACGCGAAUUAGAUGAAAUAUACGAUGAAAUAAAGAAUGUAGAAGGAAUUGACAAUAAAAAAAAUAUAUUUGGAAAAUUAAAAGAAAUUAGAAAUAUAUAUAAAGAUGAAGAAUUAAGCAAAAAGGUAGAGAAAGUAGAUAAAUUAAAGAUUGAAA
This is a messenger RNA of Racocetra fulgida, 493 nucleotides long. Lineage: Eukaryota; Fungi; Glomeromycota; Glomeromycetes; Diversisporales; Gigasporaceae. The record is from the annotation of a GenBank genome assembly.